AUGGAUCUUCUUAAAAUCGGUCACUUCUACAUCAACCAUAUCCUCAGCGUGUCGCAAUCGCAACAGGGCAAUCUCCCCGGGAACAACAUCAACGUGCUUUUACUAGACGACCACACCGCAUCGAUCAUCCUGAUCAUCUCCUCACAAUCGGAACUUCUCAACAAUAACAUUUUCCUCAUUGACAAACUCUCGAAUAUUGCCAAUCGUGACAAAUUGCGCCACCUCAAUUGUAUUGUGUUUGUUGGCCCCAGCGCCCAGUCGAUCAAUUACCUUUGCGACGAGUUGAAAUUCCCGAAAUAUAAACGGUAUAAUGUGUUUUUUUCGAAUUUCCUUAAAAAAUCCCAGUUAGAGAAAAUCGCCGAGAGCGAUGAUUUGGAAUUGAUCCUGCAUAUCCAAGAGAUCUUCUGGGACUAUCUAAUUGUCAACUCGAGUUUGUUUCAACUGAGGCCAUUGGUGUCAAUGAAUGGUGGUGAUGAUGAUAGUAAUGCGUUGCUGUUGUUGUCGUCGUCGUCGUCGGCAUUGUCGUCCAAUCAGUUAUUAUCAAUACUAUUAUCAUUGAAAAUGAAACCGAUCAUCCGGUUCGAAAGCAAUUCGAAACUCGCGCUCCGCACCGCCAAUGAAGUGUUUUACGAAUUGACCAACCACAAUUCCAACGCGUUCAGCAUCUUCAACGGGUUCCCAAAAUCCGAUACCAAGCCAUUAUUGCUAAUCUUGGACCGGAAAAACGACCCAUUGACCCCGUUGUUGACUCCUUGGACUUAUCAAUCGAUGAUCCAUGAAUAUUUGGGGAUCGAUAAAAACAUUGUCGAUUUGACCCAGUACAUGAAAACCGAGUCGCCAUCGACCACAACGACGACCACGACGACAAAACACGACGACGACAUUGAACUCACAAAGAUCAUCCUCAAUGUGGAAAACGACAAAUUCUUUGCCGAGUCAAUGUAUUUGAACUUUGCCGAUUUAUCUGAUAAGAUCUCGGCCCUCGUCAACGUUUAUAAACUGAAAACCAACAGCUCGAACAGUUUGAACUCGUUGGACGAUCUCAAGAAUUUCUUGCAAGACUACCCCGAGUUCAAGAAAUUGUCACAUAAUGUCAACAAACAUAUCACCAUCACCACGGAAUUGAAUAAUAAAAUCGGGAAAAACAAUCUUUGGGAAGUCAGUGAAGUCGAACAGUACCUUAGCGUCGGAGGAGAACACGAUUUCUCCCAGCAUGCCGAGGAUUUCAACAAUGUCCGGAGCAUUCUCGUCAAUGGGAAAUUCAAAAAAACCAAUACUGGGAUGUUCAACAUCCAAGAGAAUUUCAAAGUCAAGCUCGUGAUGGUGUACGCGUUACGUUACGAAACUUACAAACAAAACCAAUUAUCAUUGCUUGUGGAUAUUUUGAAACAACAACAAGUGAAUGCCACCAAGAUCCAACUCAUUGACUUUGUGUUGAAAUAUGCCGGGUACAACAAACGUUUGUACAACAACAACAACAAUAAUAAUAAUAAUAAUAAUGAGGAAACCUUUUCUGCUUCUUUAUCUUCCUCCACCUCCCAGGCUCCAGGUUUCAAUUUUAAUAAUUCUACUAAUGUUAAUACCCCAACGAAUUCUAAUUUAUCGAUCUUCACCCCAUCUAAAAACACCAAUAACUUGAUUUCGUCGCUUAAAAAAUUGGGAGACUUUUCCAAUCCCAACAAGCACGGCGGUAAUAACGAUGCGAUCGAUGAUAGUUUUGAUUAUGAGGAUGCCAACAAUACCAGUAUUUACAUGCAACACCGGCCUCGAUUACUUCAUAUCCUUCAUAAUGUCCUCACCAAACGUCUCCAAGGGCUGCUGUACCCGGUACUCAACCCAUAUUCCAAGAAUAAUAAUGGCAAUAAUAAUAACGGGGCAGCAGCCGUCGAUUCAGGAAUUAAUCAUAUCAAUUAUUCCACCUCGAGCAUCGCCAAUGAGAAGUUCCAAGAUAUUGUGGUGCACGUCAUUGGUGGGAUCACUUAUGAAGAAUCACGGGUCAUUGGGCUUCUCAAUGAGAAAUACAAGGCCAAAGGGAUCAGGUUGGUGAUUGGUUCGAAUACCAUUGUGAGCAGCGACACAUUCAUGCAACAGUUGACGGGGGAAAUGUUGAAAGAUUCUCAAAAGAACGAUGGGCGAGGAUUAUUGGGGAAGAAUGAGAAAGAGGACCGGCUUUUGAAUAUUUUGAACGGGGGGAGUUUGGAACAAACCGGUGGUGGUGGUGGUGGUGGUAAGGAUAGUUUUUUCGGGGAUAAUUUGUUGUGA
Messenger RNA from Saccharomycopsis crataegensis, 2262 nucleotides. It is a transcript of the gene VPS45, whose product is annotated as Vps45p. The transcript has a single exon. NCBI's taxonomy places the organism in Eukaryota, Fungi, Ascomycota, Saccharomycetes, Ascoideales, Saccharomycopsidaceae. Gene Ontology annotation, cellular component: Golgi membrane. Bases 1 to 2262 code for a protein of 753 amino acids. Gene Ontology annotation, biological process: vesicle-mediated transport; intracellular protein transport. The record is from RefSeq and is a predicted model, not a curated record.